Molecule: messenger RNA, 1740 nt
Organism: Filobasidium floriforme
Lineage: Eukaryota; Fungi; Basidiomycota; Tremellomycetes; Filobasidiales; Filobasidiaceae
Exons: 4
Coding region: 96-1352 (418 amino acids)
Biological process (GO): transcription by RNA polymerase I
Source: RefSeq, a predicted model, not a curated record
CUGCAAGUGUAGAGCUGUAAGGUAUCAAGACAUCUCUCAGUCACAAGGCAUAUUGAACGCCGAUACCAUUGGACCGAGACCAAAUUAUCCUGAAAAUGGCAAAACCCAAGUCUGUCGCCGUUGCUGCUGCUAAAUCACGCGAGACGAUCGAGUCGGACGUAGAGAUGGACAGCGACAACCUGGACGAGCAAAGCUCGAGCGAGGAGAGCAGUGAAGAGAGCAGCAGUAGCGAGGAAGAGGACGAGAGACAGGCUCAGGAUGUAUCAGGAAGCACGAUGAAGAAGCCUAGUGGGAAACAGAAUGGCAAAUGGCCUGCGUAUGAGCCUCCCACAGGCAUGAAUGCUAUGCCCAUCAAUGUAAAUACGGCUGCCAGUGAAUUCGAGUGGAACGAGCUCGCCAAGCGUUCUGGCGUCGAGCUAUGGUGUAUACGAGUGCCAUCAACUUUCAAGACUACCCGACUAUCAAAUCUCCAGUUGGAUGCAUCCGUUCUGAAGCAGGGCAACAAACCAUCUUCGAAACCGCUUGGAACCUUGACUACCAGCCGGAACAGCUACCACCUCGUACCAUCGUCCUUGCCCUCCGCAUCAUCGUCGUCCUCAAACAACCUACCUAAAGGCGUCAACUUGGAGCAAGAACCUGACUUGCGGCCUUCCCUGGUGGACUCGAUGCUUCCCGCUGAUCAGGUUGGUCGCGGAGCUAGGAGUGCAGGGGAUACGGACAGGGAUCUCGAGAGGGAGGGAGCUGUGAAGGCCGAGUUGGGUCUAGAUGGGAGCAAGGCGGCCGGUGCAGAAGAGAUGCAGGGGUUGAAGUUGGUAGUACCCGAUGGCCGACGAGCUGGAUUUUUCAUGGCUCCGAUCCAGCCGACGAGGCAUGUCAUCCUUACUCCCCUUGUGGGACCCACUGUGGAUGCUGAAAACUCGAGCACACUUGUCAACCCUACAACCACCGAAGCGUCAGGCUCAACACCUGCGCCCAAGAACCGUCACCCACAGCCUGCCGGUCUCAAGUACCGAAAUAUUCCUUUCGGCGCGGUCAACCCCAAUACCUCCCAUCUCGUUGGCGGUCCGGGAAAGGAUGCUGGCAAGGACACCAUGGUCGCGCCUAAUGCGAUCGGGCAAGAAUCGGCUGCAGCCGAGGUGGUAGUGGAAACGUCUUCGGUCGUGGUGACGCCUUCAGGCAAGAACAGCGAGAAGAAGAAGGACAAGAAGCGCAAAUCUACCGCAGGCAAGGGUAUAGACGGCGUUGAAGACCCCGCCGUGGCGGAGAAGCGGGAAAAAGACAAGGACAAGGAGCGAAAGAGAAAGGUCGAAUCUUCUGGCGGUAGCAAGUCUAAGAGGAUGAAGACGGAAUAGAGGGGUGGGGCUGUACAUUUCUUCUUGGUCGUUGACAUACCAGUAGGAUGCAUGGAUAGAUCAUUUUACGACUUUGACCGAAGAAUCAUCCCAGCACACCCCCUUUCUUCAACCUUUUCUCCACCAGCGCGACGUACUGUUCCAUCCCACGUGGAAGAGGGCGGACCUUGCCAGCGCCGACCCGAUAAGUUGUCCCCGCGCGGCUCUCCGUCGCAUUUGUAUCAUCGUCGGUCGACCCGGCAUCAUCGCUAUCGUAUGAUCUUGCGUUGGGUUUCUCGCCUUCUAUCACCACGCGAUUAAACCAUCUAGCGAAGGUUUUGCCGAUCAGCGAGCUUCCUACAUAUCAACGAGACAACAGCAAUUACCUGUCAUGAGUGACCAGGACCAA